CUGCACCCCGCCCCGUAUUGCUGCUCUGCUCCUCAGCUGUGCGUGCGAGGGACGUCGGGGGCGGCGCCGCAGCAGUUGCCCCUGGUAACGGGGGAGGCAGCAGGAGGAGGAGGAGGAGGAGGGACUCGGCGGGAGGAUGGGCUUGCUCUCAAUUUUGCGCAAGUUGAAAAGUGCACCAGACCAGGAGGUGAGAAUACUUCUCCUGGGCUUGGAUAAUGCUGGCAAGACCACUCUUCUGAAGCAGCUUGCAUCUGAAGACAUCAGCCACAUCACACCUACACAGGGUUUCAACAUCAAAAGUGUACAAUCACAAGGUUUUAAACUGAAUGUAUGGGACAUUGGUGGACAGAGGAAAAUCAGACCAUACUGGAAGAAUUAUUUUGAAAAUACCGAUAUUCUUAUAUAUGUAAUUGACAGUGCAGACAGAAAAAGAUUUGAAGAGACGGGUCAGGAACUAGCGGAAUUACUGGAGGAAGAAAAACUAAGUUGUGUGCCAGUGCUCAUCUUUGCUAAUAAGCAGGAUUUGCUCACAGCAGCCCCUGCCUCUGAAAUUGCAGAAGGACUGAACCUGCAUACCAUCCGCGACCGAGUCUGGCAGAUCCAGUCUUGCUCAGCUCUCACAGGAGAGGGCGUUCAGGAUGGCAUGAACUGGGUCUGCAAAAAUGUCAAUGCAAAGAAGAAAUAAAAUCUAGACGAAUGGAGAUGCAGGAGCUGCGGGAGCCGAAUUCGGUCCUGAAAAACACUAAUUUGCUGCUUUCUGACCACAUGUUUUUCCAUCUGUGUACAGCUCCAGCUGUUUGAAGAGAGGGAACAACACAGUUUAGAAAGAAUCCACAUUCCAGCAGUAGAUUUAACUGAUCUCUGAGGUUCAGUAUCAUUUUUCAAAUAAAGGAAUUAUAUUAUUUCCUCUGCAUAA
Molecule: messenger RNA, 916 nt
Organism: Pan troglodytes (chimpanzee)
Lineage: Eukaryota; Metazoa; Chordata; Mammalia; Primates; Hominidae
Gene: ARL3
Product: ADP ribosylation factor like GTPase 3
Exons: 6
Coding region: 137-685 (182 amino acids)
Molecular function (GO): GTPase activity; GTP binding
Source: RefSeq, a predicted model, not a curated record